AUGUAAAGCUAAACGAUUACUCAGAACAAUCAUGCUAAUCCUUAAGUAUGGACUGUUUGUAAUAAUUGUAAAGAUUAUGAUCAAGAUACUGUUUAAUUUGCAGGAUAGAUUUCUGACUCUAAAGACCCAUUCUCAUCUGUUUUUGGAGAAGGCUUCAUUAGAGUCAAUUAAGAAAAAAUAACAUUUUCUUAGCAAGGAUUUGUUACUGCAUUCAUAAAAAUUUUAGAAUAAUUAACUUAUUCUACUUUGUACAAUGAUGACGCAUGCUACUUGAAGCUGAGCAAAUUUGGAAAAGAAACUUUUGUAAAGAUGAGUCCAGAUGCUCUAGACUAAGUUGAUAAACUACUCAAAAACAUAAUUUUUAAGUAGGAUUUUUCAGAUAGCUACGAAGUCAUAAGUUUUGUUGGAAAUGGUAGCUUUUCAUAAGUUACUUUAGCAAAAAAUAAAAGAGACAGCAAAAAUUAUGCAGUAAAAUCGAUUUAAAAAAAUAGGGUUGUAUAAAAUGAGUAAAGUAAGAAAGAGCUGAUGAACGAAAUAAAUCUUCUCCGCAGGAUCAACCAUGAAAAGGUUGUAAAGUCAUAUGAGUUCUUUUAGACUGAAAGCUAAUACAAACUCGUGCUGCAUUACUACGAAGGAGGUUCGCUGGAGUAAAAACUUGAGAAAUCGAAGGGUUUUACGUUAUUCUAAAUAUGUGAUAUGAUGAGAUAAAUUCUUUAAGGCUUUUCUUAUCUCCACUAAAAUAAUAUCAUGCACAGAGACUUAAAACCAGAUAAUAUUUUGUUCUUUGACAAAGAGUCAUUUGAUGUAGUAAUUAGUGACAUGGGGCUAUCUCAAGAUGUGAAUGAAAAUUUUGUUUUUAAAAAAUGCGGAACACCAGGAUAUGUAGCUCCUGAAAUUUUAAAUUCAAUUACUGGCACUGACUAUGGAGUUAAGAGUGACAUCUUUUCUUGCGGAUGUCUCUUUUAUAGAUUAGUUAUGGGUUAGCCUCUAUUUGAGGGUAAAUCUCAUGUAGAAGUGUUAGAAGAGAAUAGAAAGUGCAAAAUAGAUUUAUCUUCUACAGAAUUUAAAAAACUACCCUAGUAAAUAUAAAAGGUUAUUGAAAAUAUGCUCUAAAUUAAUCCAGAAAAAAGAAUUUCUGCUUAAGAAGCGCUGGACUCUUUUUUUUAUAGACUCAAUGCAGAACAACAAUAAUAUUUUUGCAAAAACUUAUAAAAAGCAAAGCUUCAUCAAAGAAAAAAUACAGGAACUUAAAUAGAGCAUACAAAACUAAAUAGUUAAAAUCCUCACAAAUAAAGGUAAUCUGUUUAGAUACAUAAUUUAGGCAUGUUAAAUAACUCUCUAAAUGGUAUAAACACUCCUAAAGGAUCUUGUUCUUCCAUGAGUAGUAACAACUCUUUACCUAAUACACCAACCUCUAAUGCAACCAAUAAAGAUAAGUAGGAUGUUAGAAAAUCUCAAUAUUGCAAAUAAACUUCGUUAGAAGUAACGGAAUAAUAAUAAAAAAAGCAUAUUUAAAGUAAAGAAGAAUAGUUUAAGUCAUAAAGAAAAAACUCUCCUACAAAGUAAAGAUUUAGUAAAGAAGUAAGCCCUGACACUAAAAAAAUAAGUAAAAUUAAGCUUUUGGAUCACCAUACACUUCUAGAUAGCCCAAUUAAUACAGGAGCCAAGAAAAUUAUAUCAGAUGGAAAUAAGAUAACAUUUCCUAAAAAAAGUUUAUAAGAAGAUUAAGGAAAACAUAACACAGCAAAAUGA
Messenger RNA from Tetrahymena thermophila SB210, 1752 nucleotides. Its product is annotated as Serine/Threonine kinase domain protein. The transcript is spliced from 8 exons. Gene Ontology annotation, cellular component: nucleus; cytoplasm. Gene Ontology annotation, biological process: mitotic DNA damage checkpoint signaling; protein phosphorylation. The record is from RefSeq and is a predicted model, not a curated record. Lineage: Eukaryota; Ciliophora; Oligohymenophorea; Hymenostomatida; Tetrahymenidae. Gene Ontology annotation, molecular function: protein serine/threonine kinase activity; ATP binding.